Messenger RNA from Vombatus ursinus (common wombat), 3606 nucleotides. RefSeq names its product zinc finger protein 420-like. Gene Ontology annotation, biological process: regulation of transcription by RNA polymerase II. Gene Ontology annotation, molecular function: RNA polymerase II cis-regulatory region sequence-specific DNA binding; DNA-binding transcription activator activity, RNA polymerase II-specific. The coding region runs from base 147 to 2342 and encodes 731 amino acids. The record is from RefSeq and is a predicted model, not a curated record. Lineage: Eukaryota; Metazoa; Chordata; Mammalia; Diprotodontia; Vombatidae. The transcript is spliced from 6 exons. Gene Ontology annotation, cellular component: nucleus.
CGAGCCGAGCUGCCCCCAGGGAUCGGGAGUGUGCGCUGAGCGGAGCCGGCUGCCAGGCCCUGCCUCGGGGGUCUUUGUGAGCGCGGGGCCGGCGAUUCUCUUGGCAGUUCUGCCUUCUGAGCCCUCUGCCCUUCUCCAGGGUGGGAAUGGCCCCUGUAUACCUGACAGCGCCAGGCUGCAAAGUCCAAAAGGAAUCAGUAACAUUUAAGGACGUGACUGUGCAUUUUACGCAGGAAGAGUGGGGAAACCUGGACCCUUCUCAGAAGGAGUUGUACAAGGAUGUGAUGUUAGAGAAUUACAAGAACCUUGUCUUCCUAGGACUUACAGUUUGGAAACCAGAUGUGAUCUCCCAUUUGGAAGAAGGAGAAACUCCUUGGAUACAGGACCCAGAGGUACUUUGGAGCACCUCUCCAGAUUGGGUGACUAGGCCUGGAACUAAGCAGUUAACAGAGAAAAGACUUAGAAGGGAUGGUUCCUAUGUCUUUAAAUUGGGAGAAGCAUUGAAAUAUUAUGUCAGUUUGGAGAAGCAGGAGCAGAACCGUGAGGAGAAACAUUCUAGAAUUCCUAUUGGAGAAAAUCUCCAUAAAAGUCAUGAAUAUACCAAGGCCUUCUGGAAUACACACAUGGUCGAUCAUCAAACAAUUCACAGUAGAGAGAAGCCUUAUGAAUGUAAUUAUUGUGGAAAGGCCUUCCGUUCCAGCUCAUACCUUAUUCAACAUCAGAGAACUCAUACUGGGGAGAAACCUUAUGAAUGCAGUGAUUGUGGAAAAACCUUCCGCUGGAGCUCACAGUUUACUCAACAUCAAAGACUGCAUAGUGGAGUGAAACUUUAUAAAUGUAAUGAUUGUGGGAAGGUAUUCCCGAAUAGGACAUACCUUACUGAACAUCAGAGAAUUCAUACUGGAGAGAAGCCUUUUGAAUGUAAUGAUUGUGGGAGGACCUUCCGAUGGAGCUCACAGUUUACUCAACAUCAGAGACUGCAUACUGGCGUGAAACUUUUUAAAUGUGAUGAUUGUGGCAAAGUAUUCCCCAAUAAGACAUACCUUAGUGAGCAUCAGAGAAUUCACACUGGAGAGAAACCUUAUGAAUGUAAUGACUGUGGGAAGACCUUCCGAUGGAGUUCACAGUUAACUCUUCAUCAGAGAACUCAUACUGGAGAGAAACCUUAUAAAUGUAAUAAUUGUGAAAGGGCCUUCCGUAGCAAAUUACACCUUACUCGACAUCAAAGACUUCAUACUGGAGAGAAACCUUACGAGUGUCAUGAAUGUGGUGAGUCUUUCCGGUGGAGCUCACAGUUGACUGUACAUCGGAAAAUUCAUACUGGAGAUGCUCCUUACAAAUGUGAUGAUUGUGGGAAGGUCUUCUGCUGGAGCUCACAGUUUAUUGAACACCAAAGAAUCCAUACUGGAGAAAAACCCUACAAGUGUAACGACUGUGGAAAGGCCUUUGGCUGGCUCUCACAAUUUACUAGACAUCUAAGAAUACAUACAGGAGAGAAAACUUACAAAUGUUAUGAAUGUGGAAAGACCUUCCUUGACAGCACAUAUCUUACUGAACAUCAGAGAAUUCAUACUGGAGAGAAGCCUUAUGAAUGCAAUGAUUGUGGAAAGGUCUUCCACUGGAGUUCAUACCUUACUCAACAUCAGAAAACUCAUACUGGAGAGAAGCCUUAUAAAUGUAAUGAAUGUGGAAAGAACUUCUGCUGGAGGUCACAGUUUACUCAACAUCAGAGACAGCAUACUGGAUUAAAGUUAUAUAAGUGUAAUGAUUGUGGGAAAUCCUUCCUUAACAAGACAUACCUUACUCAACAUAGGAGGACUCAUACCAGAGAGAAGCCUUAUAAGUGUAAUGAGUGUGGAAAAAACUUUCGCUGGAGCUCACAAUUUACUCAACAUCAGAGACUGCAUACUGGAGUAAAACUGUAUCCAUGUAAUGAUUGUGGGAAGUCAUUCCUUAGUAACACAUACCUUACUCAACAUAAGAGGACUCAUACAAGAGAGAAGCCUUAUAAGUGUAAUGAUUGUGGGAGGACCUUCCGAUGGAGCUCACAGUUUACUCAGCAUCAAAGACUGCAUACUGGAGUGAAACUUUUUAAAUGUGAUGAUUGUGGAAAGGUAUUCCCCAAUAAGACAUACCUUAGUGAACAUCAGAGAAUUCAUACUGGAGAGAAGCCUUUUGAAUGUAGUGAUUGUGGGAGGGCCUUCCGAUGGAGUUCACAGUUAACUAUACAUCAGAGAACUCAUACUGGAGAGAAGCCUUAUAAAUGUAACAGUUGUGAGAAAGCUUUCCGUUGCAAAUUAAACCUUAAUAGACAUCAGAGAAUUCAUGCUGGAAAAAAAUAAGUGUAAUAAUUGUCAGUGGCCUUUGGCUAACUCUCUCAACUUACAUGACAUCUGUGAAUUCAUACAGGAGGAAAAAUACCUAUCUAUGUUACAAAUACAGAAAGACUUGCCUCAACCACAUAUAUUACUGAAUUAUUAGAGAAUUCUACUGGAGAGAAGCCUUCUGAAUGUAACAAUUGUGAAAACACCUUACAUACCAACCCACAUGUUACUGGACAUAAGAGACUCCAAAUUGGAAAGAAACUUCAUGAAUGUAGGAACAUUUUCCACUGGAGCUCACAGUUUACACAGUAUCAGAGAAUACAAGCUCUUAUGAAAGUUGUACUUGAGAAUUUUUUCUCAAGUGACAACUGAACAUCAGAGAAUGUAUACUGCAGAGAAACAUUAUGAACAUAGAAAGGCUUUUCAUGAAAAGUGAGCUCUUCCUCAACAUCAGUUAACUCAUACUGGAGAGAAACCCUAUAAAUAUAGUGAAUGUGGAAAGAUCUUUGAGAGCAGAGCUGUUACUCAAAGUCAGUGCUCAUAUCGGAAAAAACUUAUGGAGAUAGAAACUUGUGAAUGUAAUUGAGAAGACUUUCAGCUAGUUGAGCUGAGUCUGAAAGGAAAUCAGGAAUUGAAUGAGGAGAUUUAAGAUUAGAGGGCAAUUCAAGUAUGGGGUUCAGAGUGUUCAAAGACAGAGUUGUAAGCUGCAUCGAUAUCAUAUCGAGAUUCUCUGGAACCAUUUCUCCUCAAAACCUCCACCCCCAACUUUGCUAUGUAGAUUAGGACAGGUCUUGCCCUGAAAGGCAAGGCAGCUUUCCCCAAGACUUAAUUGGCAAGUAGGUUAAGGCUCAAGCUGUCUGGCUGUUGAUGCAUCUUCUUUAAGUUAUGUUAAGAUAGCUUCCUAGUCAUAUAAGAACAUAAAAAAGCUAGACUCCCAAUUCUUGGGGAUUUAGCACAUUCUCCCCUGCUCACCAGAUUUGUUUCCAUAUGUAGAAGAAAGGUGGCCUGUCUAUCCAAGCUAAGUGUUGCACCCUUAUUGAGUAUCUUUCUUAUGCUAUGGCUAAGUAAAUCUUUUAACCAUUGAAUGAGAAUGAGUGUCUCAUUCCUUUAUAAUAUUUGACUUAAACUAGUGGACCAGCUUGAGGCAGGCCUAGUCCACAACAUUCCAUUUAUCUGGAUCAAAGUGCCUGGAGAGGAAUAAUGUGUGAGUACACUAGAGAUAAGAAGGGCCCUGAGUGUAAAGAAUUUUCAAUGACGGAGAUGGUUAUAUUCUAGAGCAGGG